UCCAUCUUUCUGAAGCUCGGCGGUGGAUACCGAGAAUAUAGCUAAUUCGGCUCGACAUAAACGAAUGCACUCGAUCUCGCUCCAGGUGUUGGCCUCUUUUCGACCCUCUGUCCCAGAUGCUUUUCAUCAACUUUCCAACGCUCGGCCAUCAAGCGAACUCGAUUGGAUAAUCUUUGAUCCCCCUACCGUGUGAUGUAAAUCAUACUUCGAAGGCACCUGCAUACCCCAACAAUGUCUUCCGCAUCCGCGAUGCUUGGACCUUGCUUUUUGGAGUUUUUCUGCCUUUCGCACUGCCGUACCACAUGAUCUCCGGACACCACGGUCGGGGGCCUCAGUCAUUGGAUAUCUAAUUCUUUCUAGCCUGAGGUAGGUUCGCGUUUUAUCUUGGCGGUUUCAACAACCCGUGGUGUGGAGAUCCGUAUACAUAUAUAAAGCCCUGUGCGUUAGCCUUGAUCCCCCAGAUUCUACAAUGAAGUUUUUCUUCCUCUACAUCCUUCCAGCGUUCGUCCUCUCCACCUUAGCCUCUGCUCAAUACAUAUCUCCCACUGCAGGCGAAACAAUCUCUUCCACUGACCCUUUUAAUCUCACAUGGGUGUCUGGGAAGUACUUCAAAGAAACUUCGUUAAACAUCACCGUCCUCUUCGCUAGGAGUCCAUUCUCCAGCAGCCUUAACGGGGUAGUGUUGGUCGAGGGCCUCGUCUCUAACGACCCGGGUAUCAAGACGUACUCUGCCGAGCUGGCACCCAGAUACUUCUAUAACGACAACGAAACAGGAGCGUUUGAUAUUAUUAUCAUUGAAACCUAUCAGGCGUAUGGGGGUGCUAACAUCGCAACUGAACUGUACAUCCAAACAGUCAACCUCGCUGGCCCAUGAAAUGCUUAUAAUUUGAUGUUCGUUGGACGUAUCUACCCUUUGAGCAAAUAUGGACAAUAUAUACCCUGAAGAUAUUCUUUUCCUUCUGUUUCC
Guyanagaster necrorhizus is the source of this 967-nucleotide messenger RNA. RefSeq lists its product as uncharacterized. The transcript is spliced from 3 exons. Bases 470 to 874 code for a protein of 134 amino acids. The record is from RefSeq and is a predicted model, not a curated record. Lineage: Eukaryota; Fungi; Basidiomycota; Agaricomycetes; Agaricales; Physalacriaceae.